GAGAGCAGCCUGAGCCAGGCUGUGUGGAGGUUUGGAAGCGAGUUACGGUGCGCACCGCGAUCGCUUCGCAUUGGAGGUAAACUUUACUCCACUUAUCUGAACAUAACAGAAAAAGUUACCUUGAACCGGUCUCUCUUCUUACCACAUUUACUGAAUGGUGUCCCGACCUGCCCCGUAGAAGGAGGACUGAGCCUCAUCGCCACGUUCGUCCCGCGAGGGUCCGAGAGCGAGAGACACAGAGAGAGAGAGAGAGAGAGAGAGCCCGCGCCGGUCCGCUCAACCCGACGGUCUCGAUAAGGGGUCGGGGCCUCAGCGUCCUCAAAGGAGAUCGGGGCGCGGGGAGGGGGGGCGAUGAACGUCACCAGCCUGUUCUCCUUCACCAGCCCAGCAGUGAAGAGGCUGCUGGGCUGGAAGCAGGGCGACGAGGAGGAGAAGUGGGCCGAGAAGGCGGUGGACGCCCUGGUGAAGAAGCUGAAGAAGAAGAAGGGCGCCAUGGAGGAGCUGGAGCGGGCGCUCAGCUGCCCCGGCCAGCCCAGCAGCUGCGUCACCAUCCCGCGCUCGCUGGACGGCCGGCUCCAGGUGUCCCACCGCAAGGGCCUGCCACACGUCAUCUACUGCCGCGUGUGGCGCUGGCCCGACCUGCAGUCGCACCACGAGCUCAAGGCCCUGGAGUGCUGCGAGUUCCCCUUCGGCUCCAAGCAGAAGGACGUCUGCAUCAACCCCUACCACUACAAGAGAGUGGACAGCCCCGUGCUGCCCCCUGUGCUGGUACCCCGGAACAGCGAGUUCAACGCCAAGCACAGCAUGCUGCCGCGCUUCCGCAACCCGCUGCACCAGACGGAGCCGCACAUGCCCCACAACGCCACCUUCCCCGACUCCUUCCCCCAGGCCGGCGGGCUCCCCUUCCCCCUCUCCCCCAACAACAGCUACCCCAGCUCUCCAGAGGGGGGCAGCAGCGCCACCUUCCCCCAGUCCCCGUCCAGCUCUGACCCCGGGAGCCCCUUCCACAUGCCAGCAGAAACCCCUCCGCCUGCGUACAUGCCCCCAGAAGAACAGGUGACUCAGGACUGCCCCCAGCCAAUGGACACCGGCCUGCUGGCCCCGCCCCUUCCAGUAGAGAUAAGCAGUAGGCCAGAUGUCCAGCCGGUUGCCUAUGAGGAGCCCAAGCACUGGUGCUCGAUUGUUUACUACGAGCUGAACAACCGCGUGGGGGAGGCUUUCCAGGCCUCGUCCACCAGCGUGCUGGUCGACGGCUUCACCGACCCCUCCAACAACCGCAACCGCUUCUGCCUCGGCCUCCUGUCCAACGUCAACCGCAACUCGACCAUCGAGAACACCCGGCGGCACAUUGGGAAAGGCGUGCACCUGUACUACGUGGGGGGCGAGGUGUACGCCGAGUGCCUGAGCGACAGCAGCAUCUUCGUCCAGAGCCGCAACUGCAACUACCACCACGGCUUCCACCCCACCACCGUCUGCAAGAUCCCCAGCGGCUGCAGCCUCAAGAUCUUCAACAACCAGGAGUUCGCCGAGCUCCUCGCCCAGUCCGUCAACCACGGCUUCGAGGCCGUCUACGAGCUCACCAAGAUGUGCACCAUCCGCAUGAGCUUCGUCAAGGGCUGGGGUGCCGAGUAUCACCGGCAGGAUGUCACCAGCACCCCCUGCUGGAUCGAGAUUCACCUGCACGGUCCCCUGCAGUGGCUGGAUAAAGUGCUCACUCAAAUGGGGUCCCCCCACAACCCCAUCUCUUCAGUGUCCUAGACUUAACUGGGACCAUUGCUGGACUACAUCAGUGCCCUAGACUGAUCUGGGAACAGUGCUGGACUGCAUACUAUAUUGAAAAUUGAGUGCCAGUACUGGGAUUUUUUGAAGGGUGGGGGGGGGGGGUGUUUUACUUGAAGGACGUCCGAAUCGGGCACAUGGCAGACUAGUGGGUGGGGGGUUGGGGGGGUGACUAAGUUUCUGGAAGUUACUUGAUAUUUGUGACCAACUGUAAUAAUUAGACCAUUAUACUCAUUGCCAGUUCCCUCCUGCUCUCGUUCUAGCCCUUUCCAUUUCAUCAUGUUUCCAGUUUACACUACAGUAUUCCAUGGCUGACCCAGGGUAAUCUCGAGGUGCUAGCAGUUGUACACCUGCGCAGAACAGAGGGCAACUGGGCUAAAUAAAAAGCAUUUAGAGUGGUCAUAUCAAAAAAGGAAUUUAAAUACAAUUUGUUUAUGGCUAUAUUAGGACAGCAGUUAAAGUAAACGUCUCCCAGAUGCGUCCUCGUUCUUUUGUAGAACUGAAAAAAAUAAUAAAUGUAGCACACAGUUCCAGUUGAGAAUCUCAUAGCUGGGUAGGGGUGGGAGGGGCGGAGGGCGGGAGGGGGAGGCCGGGAGGGGGAGGGGGGGGGUGUAGUGUUGGUAAGGUGGGGAAAAAAAUGUGUGUAUUUCUCAAUUUGCAUUAUCGUAAUGUUCCGCUGAGUGUUUAGAUAAACUGACUGUUAGAAUAAGUGCUGUGCAAUCUCUGGAAGUGUAGUGCUGUUUGAAUAGAGGUGCCGGUGUCCGCUGUCGCUAAUAACGCGAUGACGCGCGGCCACAGCGGAGUAUUUCUGAGCAGCGCACGGUACAGCUUGUGUUUACGGCUGCCUUGUGGAAAAUUCUGUCCAUCUGUGUCCUCCUAUUUCAUUGGCCCCGCAGGGCUUCGUUGAAUAAACGUUAUGAAAUGUGUUGGCCGAGCCUUUUUGAUAAUGAACCUUUUUUUCUUUCUUUUUUUUUUUUUUUUAAGUUGUAGACAGAAAAAAAGUUGAGAGCUGAGCCGAGUUACUGAUGGCCAUACAGUAUUGUUUUAUAAAACAAGAAUUUUAAUUUCGUACUUAAAUUUUUUUUUUAACUUCAGGAAAACCCAUUCACGGUUAAUUAAAAUGUCAAAUGUUUGUAUUUUUUAACAUGUUUUCAUUUAUUUGUUGUAUCUGCACUUUCCACGUCCCCGCAUUGUUUCCCUUUUGAGAAUUUUGCUCCAGAGUCAUAUUCCCAGAAAGCAGUUAAAUUGAACAGCUAUCAGGCCUCUCCUGGAAGAUUCAAUAAAAUCAUUUCAUUACAAGAA
Molecule: messenger RNA, 3081 nt
Organism: Anguilla rostrata (American eel)
Lineage: Eukaryota; Metazoa; Chordata; Actinopteri; Anguilliformes; Anguillidae
Gene: smad1
Product: SMAD family member 1
Exons: 7
Coding region: 352-1758 (468 amino acids)
Biological process (GO): BMP signaling pathway; transforming growth factor beta receptor signaling pathway; cell differentiation
Cellular component (GO): heteromeric SMAD protein complex
Molecular function (GO): I-SMAD binding; RNA polymerase II cis-regulatory region sequence-specific DNA binding; DNA-binding transcription factor activity, RNA polymerase II-specific
Source: RefSeq, a predicted model, not a curated record